AUGCAAAGGGAGAUAGACAAGGAAUCUGAUUCAGAAAAUGGAGCUGUGGAUUACACCAUCAUGUCCAGAAAAGCCCUUGAUAGCUCAGUGGUCCCCCUGCUUGAGAUCCCAUUUACAGCACAGGAUGUCAUCUCUAGGAUUGAGCAAGCACAACUCUGUAGAGCCAGAGAGGACGUUAAUAUGCGGCUGGGUGACAUAAUGCUCAACGUGCAGCGGAUAAUAAAUCGCUACACUGUUGAUGAGCAUGUGCACUCUGGAAGGAAAAUCUCCCUUCUAGAACAUAAGAAACGGAGAACAAAUUUGCUGGAGAAAAUGGUUACUUACACUAAGGCUGCUGAAAUGAGAGAAAAGAUUCUUGUCUACAUCUUGGCCUGUUUGGAAGAAUGGAAUGCCAUUUUGUCUGAGAUGACUGAAAUUGAUAUUGAAGAACACCACCACUGGAUAGCACAAAUGCAGAUUUUACCAGAAACGUUCAAAGCUAUUGAGGGCAACGUCAAGAUACUGAGUAGAAUUAGUACAUCUUUGCUCGAAGAAAAGAGGAAACAAAAGAAAAAAAUAACAUCUAGAAGUACUCUAUGGAAAUCUUGGAAAGAAAGAGUUAUAAAGCGACCUGCAACAGCCCAUGCUUUAAGACCAGAUCAGAUGAUUAGUGAUGAAUUUGCAACAAAUACAAAAGUUUCAGAAAUCCAAGAUAUGCUACAAGAACUCAUAGGCACUGCAAUGUUCAAUAAAUUGGAAAACAAUGCUAUUAAAUAUAUAUCAUCAACAAUAGUAAACCUUUCUAAAGCUUUGCGUACACUAAAUGAUGAAGUAAAAGUUUUUAACCUCCAAAGUGCAAAUAUGUAUAUAAAUGAGACAAGUGAAAGAGAAAAAGAGCUCUCUCUGAAGAUAAUACAAGAUCUCAGUGAAAAAAAUGAAAUGCUUCAGCAGAAACUUCAAGAUGCAGAAGAAAAACGUGAACAGCUUAUUCGAUCCAAAGCUAUAGUAGAACGUCAAGUACAUGCAGCGUUGCCCACAUCAACCUUGAAAGUGUUACCUAAGCUUUCUCCACAAUCAUCCAUGGUCAUUAGCAAAGCUGACGUAGAAGACAGUAUGGACAGUGUUUUGGCCAAAGAAUUGGAAAAUAUUGUAGAUGAGGCCCAAAGAAAAGGGACCAAAGCCUCGGGGAUCAAGUGGGACUCAACUAUUUCAUACACAGCCCAAGUUGAGAUGACUCCAGAUUUAACUGAACAGCAAUACCCUUUACCUGAAAAAAAACAGAAAAAGUCUUCUAGCAAUAUUACUGAAGAUAUUACUGAAGAUAAGAUAUCACUGAAGGAAGGUGGUGUCUAUCAGAAAGAUGGGACUGACCCGUAUCAAUUACAGAAAACAAAACACACAAAAGGCCCAGAUAUGCAUGAGACCUCUGGACCAAAUCUGAGUGAUGACAAAGGUGAAUACAAAGUCUCAGAAACUAAACUUGAUCACCACUCUGAGCUACAAGCACUAGAAAAGAAGAAAAAAGAAAGAAAAUCCUCUUCUGAAGCCAAAUCAAAGUCAUCCACUGAAUCAAAAAGUCAACAUGUCCCUGCUGAUUUCCUUUCUACGAACAUAAAUAGCCAAGGUGGCAAAAGCGGAACAAGUAGUGUGUGGGAUCAACUCAGGAAGGUCAGACCUGAACAUUCACUUGACAAAAGCCAGAUUUCUUCAGAGAAGAAAGAGGAGCCCACCACUGAGUCAAUGGCCAAAGAGAGCAAAAGCGAGAUGAGUAGUCAAGCAGAGCCAUUCAGGUUGAUCCAACUUGAUUAUUCCUCUGAGAAAGUGAAAACAACAGGAAAGAAACAUCCAAUUUCUCUAGGAACCACCACAAGCAAAGAAGGAAAAACUGAAGAGAAGGACGUGUUAGCCUUUGACAAGAAAAUCAAAUCGCAUGAACUUGUUAAAUCACAGUCUAGGAUAACUAAAGAGACUUCAGAAUCUACCAGAGCUCUAGGAAGUCUAGAUGGCAAAAGUGAACAGAGUAACCUACUCACCCCUCAGCAGGCCCAGGCACAGGGGAUCAGUCUCACCCCUCAGCAGGCCCAGGCACAGGGGAUCACUCUCACACCUGAGCAGGCCCAGGCCCUGGGGGUCACUGUCACCCCUCAGCAGGCCCAGGAAAUGGGGAUCACUCUCACCCCUCAGCAGGCCCAGGAAAUGGGGAUCACUCUCACCCCUCAGCAGGCCCAGGCCCUGGGGAUGACUCUCACCCCGCAGCAGGCCCAGGCACAGGGCAUCACUCUUACCUCCGAGCAGUUCCAGGCAUUGAUGGGCACCCUCACCUCUGAGAAACCCCAGGGUUUGGGAGUCACCCUCACCUCUGAGCAAAUUCAGGCAUUGGGACCUCUCACUUCUCAACAGGCUCAGUCAUUGGAGGGCUCUCUCACCCCUGAGCAGGCCCGGUUAUUGCAGGGCCUUCUUGUUCCAGAACAGGCACAGGCACUGUUGUUCACUCUCGCUCCUGAGAAAGCCUGGACUUUGGGUAUCACACGUACCCAUGAACAAGCCCAGGGAGUGGAUAUUACCCUCACCCCUGAGCAGGCACGAGCACUGGCGGUCCCUCCUACCCUUGACCGGGCUCAGGCACUAAAGACCCCUCUCACUGCAGAACAGGCCCAGAAAUUGGGGGUCCCUAUCGCUCCAAAGGUGGUUGAAGAAGUAUCAAACACUCUCAUUCUUAAGCAGAUUCAAGCAUUAGGCAUCACUUCCUCUCACGAGCAGGCUCAGACAUUUGGCAUUCCUUUUACUCUGGAUCAGGCCCACGAAGUGGGAGUCCCCGUCAUCUCAGAUAAAGCCCAUGCCUUAGAAUCUCCCCACACUCCUGAGCAAGUCCAACCUUUGGGAGCCCCUUUCACUCCAGGACAGGCCCAGCCCAUGGGUACAACUUUCGUGUCUGAGCAGGACCUAAAAUCAAGAGCUCCUCUCAUUAAGGAGCAGCCCUCACGACUCUGGACUGGUCUUCCUUCAGGGCAUACCCUGGACGUUGGGAUCUUUUCUUUUACUGAUAAAUCCAUCACACCAAGUGCUCCUCGCAUUCCUAAGCAGUCCCCCACAUUGGCGCCUUCCACUCCUUUUCUCCCCGCUGGGCAAUCUGUUACAUCAAGCCCUAGGCAGUUCCCAGCAUCUUCCGCUCCUAUUGCUGAGAAGUCAUCUAUAUUUGAGGUCUCUUCUACUCCUUUGCAGAUAUCAAGGUCUCCUCUUACCCAAGCCCCCUUUGUCUCUAGGAAAUCCCUAGGAAUGAGGAUUCUUUCUGACUCUGGGAAGCUCCUGGCACCACAGACUUUUCCUUCCUCUAGACAGAUCCCGGUUUCUAAGGGUCAAUCCACUUCUGUGCGGUUCUUAACACCAGAGGUCCCUCCCAUCCCUGGGAAGCUCCCAAUACCUGGGGUCCCUCCCACUCCAGGGCAGCCCCUUAUAUCUGGAGUCCCACCUACCUCUGCACAGAUUCCCAGUCUCUGGGCUCUCUCUCCUGGGAAGCCCUUGGUUCCUGGGGCCUCUUCCAUCCCUGGGGAGCUCCUGGAAUCUGGACCUUUAACCCUCUCUGAGCAGUCCCAGGCAUUCCAGCCCCCUGCCACCCACGAGCAAUCUCCCUAUCUACAAGCCCCUUCUACUCUUGGGCAGCAUCUGGCACCAUGGACUCUUCCUAGGCAAGCUUCCCCACUGUGGAUCCCUCCUACCCCUGGGUAUCCCCCAACACUAUGGAUCCCCUCAACCCCUGGAAAGCCCCAGAAAGAUCUGUCCUCUUUUGUCUCCAAGAAAAGUAAGGACAGAUUGGCAAUUAUCUCUUCUCUGAAAUCUAAAUCAGUAUUGGCCCAUCCCAGUGCCCCAAAUGUCAAGAUAACUCAAGCCCCUUUCACCACUGAGAAGUUCCAAAUAUCAGAGGUCUCUGACACUUCUGAAGAAAUCCAGAUGCUCCACGAUCCUUUUGCCACGGAACAGUUUAGAACAUUUCAGUCCUAUCUCACCAAUUAUAGGACACCAGUAUCACAAACCCCUUACAUUGAUGAGGGGGCCCUUCCCACCUUCAUGAAGCCUGUAACAUCACUACCUUCUCUUACUACUCAGCUACCCAAAACACCACAGAUCUCACCUUCUGAAUGGGACCAGAAAUCCCGAUUUCCUCCUAUAGACAAGCCCUGGAUGCUGACUUCAGUUUCAGUUACCAAGAAACCCAAGAUGAGGGUGCCCCCUUCCUCUCCCCAAGAGCUCAAAGAGCAGAGGUAUUUUGUCGAUGUGGAGGCUCAGAGAAAGAACUUGAUACUCUUAAGUCAGGCCACAAAAGCUUCUGGACUCCGUUCAGAGCUACACACAACAGCCAGGAAUCUCAUAAUUGAAACACUUCAUACGGACACAGUUCGGCUGGGAUACCUGUUUCGCAAGUACAUCGCCUAUAGGCUCAUCCAGCGUGCAAGAAACAACAUCAUCAAACAAUUACAAGCCAUCCAAAACACUGGGAAAGGCUAUGAGAGCCGGAACCUCUACAUAAUGCUGAGCAGAAUUGAUGACUACCAGAAAAAGGUGAUGUGGCUCUGGACCAAGAAGCAGAAGUCUCUAGAGCAGAAACGGAAUCAGUGCCUGAGGAACAUGAUAUUCUUAUUUAGCCAGCUCCAAGAUACGUGUAAAUUGAAUCUUAGCCAACCUAUCCCUUUGAUCAUCCACAAAAAGCAGAUACCUGCCUCUACCAAGUUUGUUCAAUGGCCAUUCCUAGGGCUAUUAAUACAAGAGGACAGAAAGUCUGACAUAUUCAAGAAAUUUAGACAAGAAGACCAAAUGGAAGCCAUCUGGAAUGCUGAUCUGUCCACUUCAAGCUACCCAAUAACAGAGAAGACAUCAAUACAUUCACUCUGGGCCCAGCUGGGUGGGUACCCAGAUAUUCCUAUGCUGCUCCAAUUAGAUGUUCAGUCUACCUUCAGAAAAUCUCUUGCAUUCAUUCAAUCACAGUAAGUUAAGAAUGGGGAGCACACUGGUAAUUGGGCCUUUGGUCAUA
Ceratotherium simum simum (southern white rhinoceros) is the source of this 5005-nucleotide messenger RNA. Lineage: Eukaryota; Metazoa; Chordata; Mammalia; Perissodactyla; Rhinocerotidae. The record is from RefSeq and is a predicted model, not a curated record.